UGAAAACCAGUCGAAACGCGAUCGUCCAAGCGUGAAUGUCGUUGCGUUUGUGAAUUCGCACUCGUGCGCUUGUAAAUCUUGUCCGAUUUUGCGCGUGCACGUAGAGACACUUGAUAAGUAAACGGGUGGGUGCAACACUUUGCUCAUCGGCGGUUGUAUCAUUGUGGAAGCAACGGUUAAUGUCAGCAGUCAGCAUGGCUUGUAACAGAGCUACCAAGUCCGGAUUUGCCGCGGAAGCCCAGCGAAAAAUCAACAGUAAAUAUAGCGAAGAACUAGCACAAGAAAGUUUAGAAUGGAUAAAAGCUAUCACCGGUGAGAAUAUCAACACGAGUGGUGAUAUGGACAAUUUUUAUGAAACCUUGAGGGACGGAACGCUUCUUUGCAGAUUAGUGAACUGCAUCAAAGAGAAUUCAGUAAAGAAAAUUAACCAAAAUACUAUGGCGUUCAAAUGCAUGGAGAAUAUUAACGCUUUUCUAGAGUCGGCGCGAAAUCUGGGUGUUCCAGCACAGGAAAGCUUCCAAACCGUUGAUCUUUGGGAAAGGCAGAAUCUCAAUUCCGUUGUUAUAUGUUUGCAAUCACUUGGUAGAAAGGCUGGUUUAUACGGUAAACCCAGCAUCGGUCCUAAAGAAGCUGACAAAAAUGUUCGCCAUUUCACAGAAGAGCAAUUAAAGGCUGGUCAGGGUGUCAUUAGUCUACAGUACGGCAGUAAUAAAGGCGCAACUCAAAGUGGCAUCAAUUUCGGCAACACCCGGCACAUGUAAAAAAGCUGUUUAAGAAGCAUCAGCACAUACAUAUUACAUAUUAUUUAUCUGCGCUCACAAAACAAUAUACACACGCGCUAGCAUGCGCAUUUCACUCACAGGGCUUCUUUAUCGUCGAUGAUAUUAUCGUUGUACGUGAGCGAAACUAAUGAUAGGAAGCAAAAUAAAAGGCAACCCUUUGUUAAAUUAUGUGUUGUUUAAGAAGUAUAUGUGAAUGUGUACACAUAGAGAAAUACAUAUACGACAUUAUUUGAUAUUUAAUAUUUUGCUAAUAUGAAAACAAAAUUUUCAUUUAU
Ceratosolen solmsi marchali is the source of this 1057-nucleotide messenger RNA. RefSeq names its product transgelin calponin-3 (gene Chd64). The record is from RefSeq and is a predicted model, not a curated record. Gene Ontology annotation, biological process: actin filament organization. The transcript is spliced from 4 exons. Gene Ontology annotation, molecular function: actin filament binding. The coding region runs from base 180 to 761 and encodes 193 amino acids. Gene Ontology annotation, cellular component: actin cytoskeleton. Lineage: Eukaryota; Metazoa; Arthropoda; Insecta; Hymenoptera; Agaonidae.